This is a messenger RNA of Eufriesea mexicana, 447 nucleotides long. RefSeq names its product NADH dehydrogenase (ubiquinone) B8 subunit (gene ND-B8). Gene Ontology annotation, cellular component: respiratory chain complex I. Lineage: Eukaryota; Metazoa; Arthropoda; Insecta; Hymenoptera; Apidae. The record is from RefSeq and is a predicted model, not a curated record. The coding region runs from base 75 to 374 and encodes 99 amino acids. The transcript is spliced from 3 exons.
UAUAAACAUUUCAUCACUACGUAUUGAUAGAAAGUUCAAAAGAAUGAUUGAGUAACACUAUCCAUAUAUAUUGCAUGUAUAUAUACUGUACAAAGAUGGCUGCAAUAAAAUUUGGACCUAAGUUGAAGGAAUUACGAAUUCUUUUAUGUCAAACAUCAAAGUCUAGUUAUGGUGUUAGAGAGUUUAUUGAACAACAAUAUGUCCCUCUUAAAAGAAAUAACCCACAGUUUCCUAUUUUAAUUAGAGAGUGUUCCUCAGUAGAACCUCGUUUAUAUGCGCGAUAUGAAUUUGGAGUAGAACGUUGUAUUCCUCUACACAAUUUAAAAUCUGAAGAAAUAUUACAGAAGAUUCAAGAACUAGCAUCUAGUAAAUAAAAAUAAUAUUCUUAAUAUCAAUUCAUGUAUCAUAAUUUAUUUAGAUAUUAAAUAAAAUAGUAACAAAUUACAA